UCUAAAGCACGAUGAACAACAAGCUCAGGUUUGUUUACGACAAAAAGGAGCUAAUACUAUUAAUCUUGGAUCCGUCGCUUCCAAGUUAAUAGUCACGGAAAACAACUCAUUAAAAUUAACGUACAAAGAUGGUUCAAGGUGUAACUCAAAUGAAACAUACAAAACUGAAAUUGAAUUUAUUUGCUCUGAAAGAGAGUAUGGCCCAAAAGUAAUUUCAGUGAAUGAUUGUACAUAUUCACUUGCUUGGAACACACCUUCAGCUUGUCCAAAUCAUAUGGUAGAAGGUGAAGAUAAUUGUAACUUAGUUGAAGAAAAUGGAUACCAAAGAAAUGUUUUUGAAGUCCACACUUCUGAAGAUAGAACAGUACAAAUUAGUAAAGGAAUAAACUUCAGGUUUAACCUUUGUGGUUCUCUAGUUACCCCUUGCGCAGGAGUAGAUAACACAGUCAGUGCUUGCUUAGAACGAAAUGGAAAAGAGUAUAUAGUGGGAUGGAAUAAUAAGAAACUGACAAAUUUAAAUGGGAAACUGUUUUUGAAAUUGGAAGACAAAAUGAAAAAUAGAAGGUAUAAAGUUGAUUCCUCGACAACAGUGCAUUUUCACUGCAGUUAUACUGCAAGUAAAAAAGGCGACGUUAUAUUGAAUUAUACAAACGAUUUAAAAAAUUUUAUUUUAAAUAUCCAUACCCCAUUGGCAUGCAUUCCUGAUAAGACAGUGAAUUGUACUGUCCAGACAGAAAAUUUUGCAUUUGAUUUAUCUCCUUUAUCAUCAAAUAGGAGUAAUUAUGUUGUGAACAGUGGAGAUGAUGAGUACAUCUUAAACGUUUGUCGUUCCGUUAUUAACACAGGGGAUGAUUUGUGCCCAGUAUAUUCUCCAGUUUGUUUAAAGAAGAAAUCUGAACCUAACUUAAUCAAUAGGUACAUACGUUUUGGAUCAGUGGCAAGGCCAGAAUGGACUAACAAUGAAUUAAUUAUUCAUUAUAAGAAUGGUGGAUAUUGCAGAGAUUCAGUUAUGUUUGAAACAUCAUCUACUAUUUAUUUUAGAUGCUCGGCUGUAGAGAAACAACCAGAAAUUUUAAGAAAAGACAAUUGUUCUGUAGAAUUUGUAUGGCAUACCAAAUAUGCUUGCCAAGCUCCAUGUACAAUGUGCCGCUAUUACACACCAUCGACGGCGUAAGUUACUAUCAUUUAUUGUAAAAAUAGUUUUCUUUAGGUGUGGUAUACUAGAGGUUGAGGACAUUUCUACUAUUAGAGAUAACAUUUAAAUUCGACAUAUAAGACAAUAUCUAGCAUUCUAAUUCGUGUUAUGCCUAACAGUUAGCAGCACGUUAUGCACCUAAUUCUACUAAUUUUCAAAUCUCCGUCAUUAAUAUUAAUUAAUACAAGGGGCAUCUUUCAUUAAGACCGCAUAAGGACCUCAUGGGGGCCACACGUUUCUCACCACUAGUAAAUACCUACCAAAAUAGUGUUAAGGUAUAAGAUUUAGGAUCACAGUAAUAUAUCCUAAUAUUUAGAUAAUUUCCCCAUUAUGAAUUAAUAUCGAUAUAUGUUUUUAUUUAUCAAUUUAUUAUAGUAUCUAGGUAUAAAAGCUCUCUUUUCUGUUUUACUUUUUGGUAGUGCGUUUAAGGCAAAUAAAUGGCUGGACUUAU
Molecule: messenger RNA, 1646 nt
Organism: Agrilus planipennis (emerald ash borer)
Lineage: Eukaryota; Metazoa; Arthropoda; Insecta; Coleoptera; Buprestidae
Gene: Lerp
Product: cation-independent mannose-6-phosphate receptor
Exons: 8
Coding region: 275-1174 (299 amino acids)
Biological process (GO): lysosomal transport
Cellular component (GO): trans-Golgi network
Molecular function (GO): D-mannose binding; signaling receptor activity
Source: RefSeq, a predicted model, not a curated record